This is a messenger RNA of Rosa chinensis, 960 nucleotides long. RefSeq names its product cell division topological specificity factor homolog, chloroplastic. The record is from RefSeq and is a predicted model, not a curated record. The coding region runs from base 77 to 781 and encodes 234 amino acids. Gene Ontology annotation, biological process: regulation of division septum assembly; chloroplast fission; cell division. NCBI's taxonomy places the organism in Eukaryota, Viridiplantae, Streptophyta, Magnoliopsida, Rosales, Rosaceae. The transcript is spliced from 2 exons.
AUACACACUUCACUCUUCAGCUCAAAACCCAAACUGGUAUAGUUCUGGGGAGAAUAGAGCAGAUAGUGAAAGUAAAAUGGCGGUUUCUAGGGAUUUUUGUAUCUCUGCGGCAUUGGGUUCUUGUCCUUUUAAGCACCACCGUCUGGGAAGCUCUUUCCAACCUUCUAAGGUAGCCUUUAAGGAUUGUUAUGGUGGAGUAUUUAGUAAUUCAUGGGAGAUGAGUCAGAUGACACAACCAUCCUGCUUAAAUUCGAAAGAGUACAAGUCUAAGUGCCACUAUAACCAAUCAUUCGGGAUUGCAGAAGACAGUGAACUUAUUCCCGAACCUGUAAGCCAAGAAACAGAAGACUUUCUCCUUGACGCUAUCAAUAUGAGCUUCUUCGAGCGUUUAAACUUGGCAUGGAAGAUAAUGUUCCCUUCACCAUCUACUAGAAGAAAUUCCAAUGCAAAGAUUGCCAAGCAACGCUUGCAGAUGAUCCUGUUCUCUGAUCGAUGUGCUGUAACUGAUGGUGCAAAGCAGAAGAUUGUGAGCAACAUUGUGGGCGCUCUCUCUGACUUUGUAGAGAUAGAUUCACAGGACAAAGUCCAGCUUAGCGUCUCAGCCGAUUCAGAAAUGGGUACAGUGUACUCUGUUACAGUUCCUGUUCGGCGCGUGAAGCCUGAACAUCAAGCUGUGGAUGAGCUUGGUGCCAUGAAAAAUGUUGAGUACAAGGAUACAGGGACAUCAUCAGAUUCUGUUGAUGUUAAGUUUGAUUUCUACAUCCCUAACAAGUCUCCGUAGAAUCCAUGCUCAUUGACCCUUAUAUUCGAGUAGAUAACCAAGUUGUUUAGCAUUCAAGGAUGAAAAUUUUGAGUUGUAAAUGUAAGCUCUUGCUUUGUUGGUAGCUUUAACUAGAGAGUGUAGCUAGUCAGUUGACAAAUGACAUUGCCAAUAUUCUCAGCUGUAUUAAUGUGUAAUGU